Molecule: messenger RNA, 2109 nt
Organism: Symbiodinium necroappetens
Lineage: Eukaryota; Dinophyceae; Suessiales; Symbiodiniaceae
Source: the annotation of a GenBank genome assembly
AUGGCGAAGCCUACGUCUGGCUGCGAUCCGGAAAAGUGCAUUGCACCUGCUACGCUCACCGGUUACGUCGUCAAAGCGGUGGAUGUACAGCGUCCCUUCUUCACUGCCGAUGCUGUUUGCGACAAUGAGAACGGUUACUACGGCACGGCCACUGCGGAGGUAUGCCCUUCCAAUGGACAAGAAUACACUCUGUGGGGCUGCGACACUACUACGACAACCAGUACUACAACAACCACCUCCACAACAACGACGACCACAACCACAACAACCACAACUACGACGACUACUUCAACGACGACAACGACAACGACUACGACCACAACCACCAGCACAACAACAACUACAACUUCCACGACCACCAGUACGACCACUUCCACCACUACGACCACGACGACGACAAGCACGACCACCACAACAACGACAUCCACAACCACAACGACGACCACCACAUCUACAACGACAACCACAACGACCACCUCCACAACCACGACCACGACGACUACCACUAGCACGACUACAACCACCACCACCACUUCCACCACCACAACUACCACGACCACUUCUACCACGACAUCAACCACGACCACUACGUCCACCACUACAACCACUACGACCACCAGCACAACUACUACCACAACCACAACCACCUCCACAACGACCACCACCACCACAACCAGUACCACCACGACCACCACUACCUCAACGACGACUACAACCUCGACAACAACAACGACGAGCACCACAACUACCACUACUACAACAUCCACUAGCACUACGACAACCACUUCGACGACGACGACAACGACCACAACCUCCACAACGACGACCACUACCACGACAUCCACUACUACGACCACAAGCACAACAACCAGCACUACCACCACGACUACCACAACAACUACGACGAUCACCAGCACCACUACAACGACCACUACGACGAGCACGACCACAACCACUACCUCGACUAGCACGACCACUACCACCAGCACAACAACAAGCACAACCACCACCACAACCAGCACAACAACUACCACCUCCACCACGACCACUACAACCACAACGACUACCACCACGACCACAUCAACAUCAACAACAACCACGACCACCACAAGCACAACAACUACAACAACAACCACAAGCACGACAACUACCACAACCAGUACUACGACAACAACCACCACGACAUCCACCUCGACAACCACUACAACAACCAGCACAACGACGACAACUACUUCGACCACAACCACCACGACGACUUCAACAACAACUACGACCACGACCAUUCACGGUACAUGUUUGUCACCUCCAAAUGCUGUGGGAUAUAUCAUCGACGAGAAGAGCCUCUGGUGGUCCUCAUUCGACGUUGUGGUCAAAUGCGACACACCGACAUACAUCGGGCACGCGAAGGUCGAGGUGUGCACGGACAAGGAGAAGCCUUACUUGAUCCAUGGUUGUGCGAAGUAUAUCAAUUGCAAGACUCCGGCCACCACGCGAGGCUACGUGAUCACCGAGACUGGCACCGAUACUGAGCUUGAACUGGGUGAACUGCACAACUGGGAUGUCAAGGCACAGUGUGCAGCACUGUACCACGGCGCUGCGAAGGUAACCGAGUGUGACGACAACGGCUUGCCCUACGGCAUUUCAGGCUGCGAGCCUGACACAUGCAUCGAUCCUACCGAAACCGCGGGAUACGAUCUGACGGUGCAAGAGCUGGAGCUUUGGAAGUUCAGUGCAACCGUUUCAUGUGCAUCCGGCUACGUUGGCGAUGCCAAAGUGGAGAAGUGCGAUGGUCAUGGGUUGCCAUACAAGAUUGAUGGCUGUCUGCCGACUACCACCACCACAAGCACCACGACCACCACGACUACCACCACCAUUGACGAGCCAUGCUUUGCUCCGAAGAAUGCUGUUGGGUACAAGGUCACUGAGAACAGCGUGCAUUGGACAUCUUUCGAUGUCACGGCAACGUGUGCGGAUCGCUUCUAUGGGCACGCCCACGUCAAGAUCUGCACCAAGCCUGAUAUGAUCUACUACCUGUCAGGCUGCACCCGUGUGGUUACCUGCAAGACGCCGUCAGACACCCUGGGUUACCAUGUCAAGGAGUCCAACCUU